CUCUGCGGCGACGACCGAGACAAUCUUCUUUUCUCCACUCGAUCUAGAGUCUAGACCCAUCGACGCUACCAGCUUCAAGCUCAGUUCGUCUGUCCUCGCCUUGCUCGCACUGCCCGGCUACCGUCGCUGCGACCUGCGGUGAACGGUUGUCCGUCCCAGCCCGUCCUCGAUUGAGCUCACAAAUCUGCAGUUGGAGGAAAACUGGAUUAGUCAGCACCUGAAAGUGAAAUAUGUCUGCGUUGUUCAAUUUCCAUUCUUUUCUCACAGUAGUGCUCUUAGGAAUCUGUGCAUGCACAUAUCUAAAGAUGCAGUUUACAGCAAUUCUUGAGCAGAGAACUGGGUUUCGUGGAUUCUUCUGGAAGGCAGCUAGGAUAGGUGAGCGCCUGAGCCCUUGGGUUGCAGUAGGAUGCUUGACAAUGGGCAUUUCAAUCUUCUUCUAACUGCUUUUGUGGCUAAGGUUUCCUUACAGACCAUACAUUUGCAAUGACUCCAUUGAUUCUUGAAAUGGAUUUCUUUGCAUGUUUUUUAAGACCACUGCUCUCAUUCAUGUUGUUUCGUACUGGAUCACUUGUUUCAAAGAGAUCUACUUUCUUGUUUGUUAAUAUUACGGUUUAACCAUUCUAGAGGGCCACAAGUUCGGCCAAGUAUAUGGUACUGCUUGAUGUACCUUUC
This is a messenger RNA of Cuscuta campestris, 672 nucleotides long. The record is from the annotation of a GenBank genome assembly. NCBI's taxonomy places the organism in Eukaryota, Viridiplantae, Streptophyta, Magnoliopsida, Solanales, Convolvulaceae.